AUGUCCGACCAUUUGGGCUCAGCACAUCCUGCUACAAUUUCUGUCUUAGGUGCAAUGCCUGCAGAGCCGUCUCAUAUGGACUCCGAACCUACCUACCAUUCUCCAACCCCCGAAACCGCAGGAGCCCGUUUUCGUAGAGUGUCAAGUCUGGCAUAUCACAGCUCAGGUCUUCGGGAGAACCGAGAGAGAGGGGUACAACGAAGCUCCAAGUUUUUUGUUGUGGUUAUUCCUCCCCCGGCAUUGCUUCAAGAACACGGUCAGCUAGGACAUACAUUAUCUCUUGGUCCUCGACACCGUCUUUCGCAGGGAAUGCUGUUACCUCUGUUCCCCACGAUGUAUGGCCAGCUUUCCGCUAUUGCGAGGGAAUUCAAUUUCCCCAGUACUACGGGGAUAUGUCUCUACUUUCAUUUCACAGAAAAUGGGAUUACCGCUACUCCCCGCAUCUCCGAUGAAUCCUGGCAAAUGAUCUGGAGCAAUGUGUUUGAUCCUUCCUUCCCUGCUCCCCGAGUUCCUAUCGUUGGAAAAGUGGAAUUCGACAUAGACAUACGGCAUGCACGUUGGUAUUCAGCUUGGAUUGCGUCUACCCACAGAGAGCACGUAGACGUCCCGGCAUCUGUAGGCCCCUCCACAGCACCCUCCUUAGCCCACUUCAGAGGGGACAGUAGAAAUACAGAAUUGGAAAUUAACUUUCAAGAUGAUCAACUGGAUAAUGAGUCUAUCUCUCCUCCAUCAAUUACACGCCAUGGUCGCCAUGUACCAAAGAAACUAUCAUUGGUGGACCGACUUGACUCGUCAUUACGUGCGGUCGCAAGAACUGCUACUGCUGCUGCUCAUAUUUCUCCAGAGCACUCUGCCUCAGCCCGCGCGUUAUCACCGAUAUUUCAGGAAGAUGAACCAAAGACUGCAAAGCUCGAAGACAGUCUUGCAAAACGAGUAAAAAGCUGGCGCGCCAGUGCCUCCUUGACACCUAGUGCUCUUGCCGCUAAAGGUCAAACUAGUCUAGAGCCUGCCAAUCUUCCGAACACGAUGUCCUUGGACGGUGUUGCUGAUGGCGAAGACAUGGAGGAACUCAACUUGGAAGAUUUCACCUGGUCUGUAUCUUCUUUGGGUCCCAAUGAUUGGGAGGAAGGAUCAGUUGCAUCGGGGCCACGGCUCCCGUCCGUUCAUUUGGCAAACCGUAUGGAGAGUUCUGUGUGCAUGACUCCCUCGGUUUGCACCUCUUUUGGCCCUUCAGAUUACACGUUACCAUCACCCAUACCUAGUUGGGCGCGCGUUAUGACUCCCGACAUUGCUCAUCGCAUGUAUGAAGACUGUCCUCCAACCCCUAGUACCGCGACCAGCUGGGGACCUCCGUCCGAAUAUCCCGCUUCUCCAAUCAGUUUCGGCAGAGUUUCUUCCGUGGACCUUGGUGACCGUGCUGUCUUCAGUCCGCCUCCAACUCCCAUGACAGCUACAUCGUGGGGACCACCUUCCGAGUAUCCACAGUCUCCAAUGAGCUUUGGCAGAGCCCCUUCAGUACAUCUCGGUGAUCGUCUCGUCUUCAGCCCGCCGCCAACUCCUUCCACUGCAACGACUUGGGGGCCUGCAUCUUGGCCCUCUAGUCCUAUUACACCUUUCUACGUCCAGACCCCUGACGUAGGCCAACGUGCGUUUGACCCCGAGGAUCUUGCUUUGCCAAGUGCUCCUUGGAAACAGGUGUGGCCUUACCACCAACAGCAUUUGGAUACAGUAUCGGGUCCCGAGAGUCAAGUAUCGCCAUACAACUCAGCCCAUGCUCCCAGCGCUGAGUUGACCAUGUCGGUUCAUGCUCCGUGGGGACAUUCAUGGCCUUAUCACUCGUAUGCUAGUCAAGAUCUCUCUCCGGUCACAGUUCGGCCUGCGUGCUCUUACCCAUCGCUAAAGAUUUAUCCGUCUGUUUACCCAUAUUUUGACGAUCUUUACCCCGCCAAAGUUUUGGGUGUUAAGUCUACCACGUACUUGAGCUCAAUAGAUAUCUAUCCAGCGGUGGAUCAACAUCAGAAGUCGAACAAACUGGUCAACGUCAAGAUAGUUUCAGGAUGGCCCACUUUCGAAAUAUAUCCACCUGUGGCCAUCGCGGAGCAGUCGCAGAGCUCAUAUACUCGACAUAUAUCUACCCCGGUGUCAGUCCAUCUUCCAUGCUCCUACCCGUCGCUGAAGAUUUAUCCGUCUGUGUACCCAUAUUUCGAUCUUUACCCCGCAGCGGUUUUGAGUGUCAAGCCUGUCUCGUACCUAAGCUCAAUUGAUAUCUACCCAGCGGUGGAUCAACAUCAGAAGUCGGACAAAGUGGUCAACGUCAAGGUAGUUUCAGCUUGGCCCACUUUCGAAAUAUAUCCACCUGUGGUCAUCGCGGAGCAGUCGCAGAGCUUGGAUACUCGUCAUGGAUCGGUCCCGGUGUCAGUUCGUCUUCCGUGCUCCUACCCAUCGCUGAAAAUUUAUCCAUCAGUGUAUCCAUAUUUCGACGAUCUUUAUCCCGCUGAGGUUGAGCCUACUUCCUACCUAAGUACACUCGAUAUCUACCCAGUUGUGGAUCAAGGUCAUCAAGGUCAUCAAUUGAGUAGAGUAAUUCACGUCGAGGUCGCUUCAGCGUGGCCCAUUUUUGAGAUAUAUCCAUCGGUAGACAGCGCUGAGAAAUCGCACACUACGUAUGCCAGGAAUUCACCUGUCUCAGUUCGCCUUCCAUAUUCUUAUCCGACAUUGAGACUUUAUCCAUCUGUGUACCCAUAUUUUGAUGACCUUUACCCCGCGCAGCCUUCCAUUACACGGUCUUAUCCGGAUUCCUUAAUUGUCUACCCAGCGAUAAAACAACUAAGCAAAGUGGUCCACGUCAAAGUCGUCUCCGCAUGGCCUGUGCUUGAAAUUUAUCCUCCUGUGACGAGCAUUGAGCAGUCCUAUAACGUGCAUACUGGCCAUGGAUUAUCAUCGAUUUCAGUUCGUAUUCCAUGCACCUACCCAUCUCUGAAGAUCUAUCCUUCUCUGUACCCAUACUUUGAUGAUCUUUACCCCGCUAAACCUCAAACGGAAGAGACUGUUCCUUAUCCUCAGAUCUAUCCACCAACGAGCGGACGUCAGGACUCCGCUAUUAUCGAGAUAUAUCCUGCAAUGGGAAAACCUUUUUUGAAACCCAUUACCCGGUCUUCAUUAUCUUAUCCUUUGAGCGCCUUCGACAUUUAUCCCCCGGUGCAAUCUGAGGCGGCCACACAAAAUUGGCAUUCUCUUAGUGAAAGCAAGCCAGCUGGAACUGUGGACCCGUCAUCGGCAUACCCUAUCUUUGAUCUGUACCCUGCGGUGUAUCCACGUAACUCUUCUUCAUUUGCUCACCCAGUGGUCUUCGCGGUUUCCAAUACCUGCAAGACAAGGCAGUACCCAGACUUCAUCCUCUAUCCCUGUCGCCAGUAUCCGGAUUUCAAUUUAUAUCCUCCCCAAGAGAAUAAGGAUCAAAGCAUACCAAAAACUGUUGCAAGAUAUGGCGUGUUUGAUUUAUAUCCGGCGGUAUAUCCUCAUAUAUUGCCCUAUACUCCCAUGAUGUCUGUUGUUAGGCCAUCAAAAUCGUCUUCGAGUAGGCAUGUCGCUCGCUCUCAUAAGAGUCUCCACGCUGAGGUAUUCCCUCUUGGCUUUGUAUCUACUCCAGCCGUGAUGUUGCAGGAAGAUGUCAAGAAGAUUGUUGCGAAUCUCAAAGGUCAUCGUUCGCAUCGCGAACUCCAUGACGAAGUAUUUCCAGAUGGCGUAGUUAUCACUCCUAAUGGAACAGUGACACCGAGAGUGUCCCGGACUCUAACUCGCCCGGAAGUACCUCCUCGUCCAAUCGGAGCACGCGUUAGGUCUGGUUCUGUUUCUCACCGGCCGCUUAGCUUUGUGGGUCCUCUGCCGUCCUAUGGACUUCCUGCACGACCAAACGUCCGUCUCUCCACCUAUAAUGAAACUGUUUCUGCCCCUACAAACACUUCCAUAGGCUCAAUUGACCGUAGUACAUACCCUGUAUCGACCGUGUCUACUCCAUCCAGUGCUCCCUUGCCCAUUCGUAGCUCCACAAUUCGAACAGGUAUACCAGGUACAUCUUCGACAGACCCAGGACUACAGAGUCCUUUAAGAAGGGUAUCGUCUUCCGCUGCUCCGACGAGGACUUCUUCUAUGCGGAGUGCUAAUACUGGGCUUGCACCUGUAGCGGAGGGAGCUAAUAGUUCACUUGAACGUUCGGCCUCGAUGGGUCUUCGUCGACCUGUGAUACUAUCAAGUAGAAAUGACGAGCCCAGGACUGUGCACAAGAAGCGAGAUAGCGUGGUUCUACGGAGAAUCAGGGCUUUUGAAGAAACGGAUCCGGAUUCAACGCGUCACUCCCUGAAUAGGACUCUGAAAGAAUUCCCCUUGCCUCCCCCUCCCCCACCUCCUACCGGCAGUCUUCCUCCUGUGCCUAUACGCCGUACCCCAAUCUAG
Messenger RNA from Lentinula edodes (shiitake mushroom), 4452 nucleotides. RefSeq lists its product as uncharacterized. Lineage: Eukaryota; Fungi; Basidiomycota; Agaricomycetes; Agaricales; Omphalotaceae. Bases 1 to 4452 code for a protein of 1483 amino acids. The transcript has 15 exons. The record is from RefSeq and is a predicted model, not a curated record.